Aspergillus candidus is the source of this 1515-nucleotide messenger RNA. It is a transcript of the gene dot1, whose product is annotated as histone methyltransferase DOT1. Bases 1 to 1515 code for a protein of 504 amino acids. Lineage: Eukaryota; Fungi; Ascomycota; Eurotiomycetes; Eurotiales; Aspergillaceae. Gene Ontology annotation, molecular function: histone H3K79 methyltransferase activity; histone binding. Gene Ontology annotation, cellular component: nucleus; nucleosome. Gene Ontology annotation, biological process: DNA repair; regulation of transcription regulatory region DNA binding; DNA damage checkpoint signaling. The transcript has 2 exons. The record is from RefSeq and is a predicted model, not a curated record.
AUGGGAUUUUUUGACCACCUCCAAAAAGGAGGGUCAUUUUCGUUGCAGCCGAAGAAGCCGCAGAUUCGCAAAGUCGUUCAGACGCGCCCCGCGGCCCCCUCGAGGUCUUCUUCGCAAACACCCAGCAGCGCGCAACCCCGCGCGUCAUCGACGGAUAAACAUCGACACUCUCGAUCGCAACGCCGUUCAGCCUCGAGGGAUUCGGAACCCCCAGCCUCGAAGCGACGGCUAGGAACGCCUCUGCGGAGUCGGAAGCGCCAAACUCCGGAACUCCGACUCUCGAGCGACGAUGAUGAUGAUGCGAGCGACACCGACGCCUCGUUUGAGGUGCGCAAACGCGCUCGGACGAGCGACAGCGCGGAACCGGACUUGGAGCGGCGGGUGCGAUCUUUGAAGGCUUUUACGGAAGAUGCGGUCAAAGCACUGCCGAUGGUACAUGCGGCUGAGAUCACUUCAGUGCAGAAGCCUGGGAAUUUUCAACCGGCGUUCGGGCGGACAGAACAGCCUACGGAGGUUCUCCUCCAGUAUCCGAGCGCCUCCCCGAAGGAGAGGUACCAGCUCAUGGUUCCUCGCGACAAAGACGACUUCAGGCCUCUCGACGACAUUUUCCACGUUAUCGAUAUCGUCUCCCAGAACUACCUUCCUGAUGACGAGAUCGACGUGUUCGACAACGAAUCCACCGGAAUCAAGAGGAGGAUGCGGCGCGCGAUGGCCCAGUCUUCUGAGGACGACUUUCGAGAAGUGGUGGCGGAUUACAACCGUACGAUUGAGCGCCUAAGGCGGGACGGCGUCAUCGCAAAGAAACUUGACGCCACUCACCGGUUGGAGUUGCCGCACGUGGAACGGAUCUUAACCCAGAUCUACUCCCGCACGGUCUCGCCGCGGGUUGAUACGCUCCGUCAGUACGAAAACGGGUCGGACAACGUCUACGGUGAACUGCUCCCCCGGUUCAUAAGCACGAUUUUCAAGGAAACCGGCCUGAAAUCGGGCCAGGUGUUCGUCGAUCUGGGAUCUGGCGUGGGCAAUGUCGUCCUCCAAGCGGCGUUGGAGAUAGGCUGCGAAAGCUGGGGCUGUGAGAUGAUGCAGAACGCCUGCGACCUGGCUGAUCUCCAGCAAAAUGAAUUCAAAGCGCGGUGUCGACUGUGGGGCAUCGCACCGGGCAAGACCCAUCUCGUCCGGGGCGACUUUCUGCAAGAACAGAGCAUCGUCGAUGUGUUGAAGCGUGCCGACGUGAUCCUCAUCAACAACCAGGCCUUUACACCCCAGCUCAACAACGAGCUGAUCAAUCAUUUCUUGGAUAUGAAAGAGGGCUGCAAGAUCGUAUCCCUCAAGUCGUUCGUCCCCGCCGGUCACAAGAUCCAAGCUCGGAAUCUCAACUCCCCCAUCAACCUGCUGAAGGUCAAGCAGAAGAAUUACUGGUCCAACAGCGUCAGUUGGACCGAUGUCGGUGGCACCUAUUUCAUCGCUACCAAAGACAGCUCCAGGCUGAAAGCUUUUGCGGACAGUAUGGGGUGA